Molecule: messenger RNA, 2466 nt
Organism: Laccaria bicolor S238N-H82
Lineage: Eukaryota; Fungi; Basidiomycota; Agaricomycetes; Agaricales; Hydnangiaceae
Exons: 6
Coding region: 1-2466 (821 amino acids)
Source: RefSeq, a predicted model, not a curated record
AUGUCGUUCUCCCCACCCCACCGUAUCCGUUCAGCAGCUAGUGCCACUAGCAAGCAAGAAGACCUGAUCAAUGCGUAUGAAGCUGAGGAAGAACGGAUUAUCAAUGUUUUGUCUAGGAAAUUGGAGCAGCUAAGAGAGGAGAAAAUUGGACUGGAGAAUGCGCUGGAGGCAGAGUCGGAAUCGCAUGUUAAUAGGAUGUCUCGCGAGCUUACUGCUCUAAGGCUAGCCCAACAACAGCAGAAUGGGUCGACGAGCGUGAGUACGUCCCCGGGGUUCCGGACGUUCAUGUCGGGUGGUGGUGGGGACCCCAGUGGGGAAGCGAUGCUUGAGGCCAUGCGUCGUGAGAAUGAACAGCUGAGGAAUAGGCUUGUGGAUACGGAGAGGGAUUAUAUUCGGAUAUCGAGGCUUAAUGAGAUUUACCGGGAGGAGUUGAUUGAGCAUCGACGACGGCUGGGGUUGUCGGUGGACAAUCUGAUAGGACUGCCGUCCCCUGACCCGUUCUCGCAGCCUACCCACCACCGUCGGUCGUCGUUCUCCAACACGUCGUCCCCUUCUAUGUCGAUAUAUCACAUCCCACACCAUAUCCCACGCACAUCAUCGUCCCAUGCGCAUGGUGUCCCCAUCCCGCGUCUACCCGUCUCGCACGCACACAGACCGACGAAUAAUACAUCGGAAAGUAAUACGCCGUUAUCGCACUCCCCGUCCUCCUCCGAAUCGCCGUUCCCGUUCUCCCCCAUCGGAUCAUCAACCAAUCCUGCGAGUUUUCUCAGUUCAACGACGAAUAUUACGACUCCGCCGUCGUCGUUGACUAACGCCAACGUAUCUACGACGAUGUCGUAUAACAACCGCGGUCUUUCCUACCCCUCAGUCCCUCCCCCGUCGCUCUCAUCUUCCUUUGGCUCUCCAAGUGUAUCAUAUCACAUGCCGCACAGGGACAGGGAGCAUUCGCUGUCCCCCAUCGAGCCGCUUAGUCGACGGAACUCGAAUGCGCGGAGGGGGAGCGUUGAUCGGUGGGUUGUUGGGGGUCCGGGUUCUGGGUCUGGGGCUGCUAGUCGACGGGCGAGUGUGGAUCGGGGAGGGGCGAGGGUGGCGGAGACGGGGAGUUUGUUAUCGAUUUCGAGGAGUCGGGCGGGGAGUCAUAGUCAUGGUUUGGCGGCGCCGGUUGAGGUGGGUGGUGUUGAUGAUGAACGAGGUGAAGUCCAUGAGGAUGUGAAGGGCGCUGGCGAGACCCUUGUCAUGUCGUAUCCAUUUGGACAAUUUCCAGCUGAUAAUUAUUCAACGCCUUCUACACCACACGAGCCAUAUCAUCCACAGUGGGAUACUAUUGAACGUGAAAUGCAGCAACUUGAAGAGCAACAGCAGCAGCAGCAACCUCAAGGGGACCUGAUACAACAUUCGCCUACACAGCCUACACCGUAUCAGACAAUACAGCUUGAAGAGCCACCACAUAUAGUUCCAAGUCAAGCAACAGCUCACGACGACACGCCUAUCCUCCUGCAUCCAGUCCAUCACGCCAUGCUCAGCCACGACUCCUCUGGAAGGUCAGAUCUUCCGCCAGUAGUUCCCGAACGCACGCCCCCGCUCGGCCCUUAUAUUGACAUUGACUCGAAACACUCUAGCAGAAGACCAUCGCCCUCUCCAGCCGGCACCUCAUCUUCAACAAUGGCCACUCGCUCAGUGCGCCAUCAAGCUCAACAACUGACCCAUCCGUAUCGGAGGCCCUCGACGGGCCCGGCGAGCGCGAGGCAGCAGCCGCAGUCUCAGCAUUUACCGCCGCGUGAGCAUCAUGUUCGGUUUGCUGCGCAGGUGCCGCCUUUGAGUGCUGCUGCUGCUUCGUCGUCUACGAGGCCCUCACCGCUUGCUCCUUCGCCUGGUAGUCGGAUUACGAGUUUUGGGUCUUCCGUUAGCUCCCCCGCCCCCAACAACCCCUCAACCCUCAUGGCCUCCUCACCCCGCUCCACCGAAGACCCCCUUGCCCGCUCUCCUCCCCGAAGACCGCGGUACCUCAUCCGCUCAGACAUCCACUACGAUCCAAGUUCCAAGACGCUAACAGCAAUGCUUGAGCUGCCCGGCGUGAAAAAGAGUCAAGUGAGGGUGAUCCUUUCGACGUGUUAUUAUAACCGCGUGAAGCAGGUGACGGUGUAUGGGCGUACGAGGCCUGUGUUUCCUGUGGUUGGCUUUCCCCCUGAAGAGGGAGAGGGACCAAGUGAUUUGACUGUGAGAGAGAGAAAGUUUGGUGAAUUUUCGAGAACGUUCGCUGUGCCGGGUGAAACUAAAGUGCGCUUCUUCUCCCUUUCUUCUCUUCCCUCCCCUGUGCAUACUCCAUUUUCGCCCACCCUCUAUCUCUUUUGUGUUUUAAUCCGUGAAGACAUUGAUGCGUCCAUGGUGGAUGGGAUUCUUACUUUGAAGAUCCCGUGUGGGAUGCCAGCUGAGGCGGACGAUGCGCAAGACGUCCCUGUCCGAUGA